AUAAAAAAAAGUAGUGGCAGAGAGUGGUUGUCCUUUUCAGGCAGAAAAUCCAAAAAAGAAAAGAAAAGACUUAAAUCCUAAAAUAUUUUCUCUGUGCUGCUGUGGUCUCAUGUAGGGAUGUGGAGCAUCCUGUGUAGACAACCAAACGUUAAUUAGUUACAGCAAAUUUCAGUUGAUUUAAUUGCUUGUGCCGCUCUUUGAGUAUUUAAAGGUGUUUUGGUAAAGCCCCAACAAAAGUAUAUGCUUAAAGACUCUAUUUUUAGCUGACCAUUUUUCUUGAUUUGGCUGAAUGAUUGACAAUCAAGAAGCAUAAGUUGAAGAAUUUCUUCAUAAGCUUUUGGUGCUUCUUCACAUGGAGGAAUCUUGGAUUGGUACAAGGUAGUUCAAGUGGGUAUCACCUUUUACCUUUUCUUUUUGUUGAAUUUGGUGGAUUCUUGCUGUAACUUGUCUUUUCUUUAUCACCUUAUUUUGGUACUAUAUUUAUUCUGGAUAAAGGUGAGACCUUUUGGAGUUUUUGUCUGGUUUUCAAUUUUUUGUUGUUACAUUUCAGACUCUUGAUUCUUGAUUCUUCUAGGCUUUUACUAAUAACAUAGGGGAGUUUUUCCAUCCCCAAUUUUGAUAUCUUCUUGUUGAUUAUUAAGAAUCAAUACAAAAGAUAGCUAGAGAAACUGAAAUUCAAAGAGGAUAUAGAGAGAUGUCUUCUAGUUCUACUACAAACAGGACGAAUUGCUCAAGGGGCAGUUCAGCUAGAUCUAGGCAUGGUGCUAGAGUUAUUGCUCAGACUUCAGUUGAUGCAAAGCUCCAUGUGGAGUUUGAGGAGUCUGAGCAACAGUUUGAUUACUCUAGUUCAGUUAACUUGUCUAAUUCCACUAGCAAUCUUCCAUCUUCAACUGUAUCUAAUUAUCUCCAGAAAAUGCAAAGGGGAAGUCUAAUUCAGCCGUUUGGAUGUAUGAUUGCUAUCGAUGAGCACAACUUUGCUGUCAUAGCGUAUAGCGAAAAUGCACCAGAAAUGUUGGACUUGACACCUCAUGCCGUUCCAAGCAUCGAACAGCAAGAGGCUCUGACAUUUGGAACUGAUGUCAGGAAACUGUUUCGAUCUUCAGGUGCUUCUGCCCUUGAAAAAGCAGCCAGCUUUGGAGAACUUAGUUUGCUAAAUCCUAUUUUGGUUCAUUGUAAAAACUCAGGGAAGCCUUUCUAUGCGAUUCUGCACCGCAUUGAUGUUGGAUUAGUAAUAGAGUUGGAGCCUGUGGAUCCAGAUGAGGUCCCUGUAACUACAGCAGGAGCUAUAAAAUCUUAUAAGCUAGCAGCUAAAGCCAUUGGAAAAUUGCAAUCUCUGCCAAGCGGGGAUAUAUCAUUGUUAUGUGAUGUAUUAGUUAGAGAAGUGAGUCAUUUGACAGGCUAUGAUCGUGUUAUGGUUUAUAAAUUCCACGAGGAUGAACACGGGGAAGUAGUUGCUGAAUGUCGUAUGCCUGAACUAGAACCUUAUCUUGGCUUGCAUUACCCUGCUACAGAUAUACCACAAGCUUCAAGAUUUCUCUUCAUGAAGAAUAAGGUUAGGAUGAUAUGUGAUUGCUUAGCUCCACCAAUUAGGGUGAUUCAAGACCCAAGAUUGGCUCAGUCGUUGAGCCUUGGUGGAUCCACAUUAAGAGCUCCCCAUGGCUGUCAUGCACAAUACAUGACCAAUAUGGGUACUGUUGCAUCUAUGGCGAUGUCUGUGAUGAUUAGUGAGCAAGAUGAUGAGUUGGAUAGUGACCAGCAAGUGGAAAGAAAACUGUGGGGUUUGGUAGUUUGCCAUCACAGUUGCCCUAGAUUUCUUUCUUUUCCUUUGAGGUACGCGUGUGAGUUCUUGCUACAAGUUUUCAGUGUUCAGAUCAAUAAAGAAGUGGAAAUGGCAGCUCAACUUAAGGAAAAGCAGAUACUGCAAACUCAAACUGUUCUGUGUGACAUGCUUCUAAGAGAUGCUCCCAUGGGGAUUGUUACUCAGUCUCCUAAUGUUAUGGACCUUGUAAAGUGUGACGGGGCUGCACUUUAUUAUAGGAACAAACUUUGGUUGCAUGGUGUUACCCCUACGGAGUCCCAAAUCAGAGAUAUAGCUGAAUGGCUUAAUGAAUCUCAUGGUGAUAGUACAGGUUUAAACACUGAUAGCCUCAUGGAAGCUGGCUACCCAGGUGCUUCUGUGCUCGGUAAUGCGGUAUGUGGAAUGGCUGCUAUAAAAAUAACUUCAAAAGAUUUCCUCUUCUGGUUCCGCUCCCACACAGCUAAAGAGAUCAAGUGGGGUGGUGCAAAACAUCUUCCUGGAGACAAGGAUGACGGAAGAAAAAUGCACCCAAGGUCAUCAUUUAAAGCCUUUCUGGAGGUUGUUAAGCGGCGGAGCCUGCCUUGGGAAGAUGUGGAAAUGGAUGCCAUCCAUUCCCUGCAGCUGAUAUUGCGAGGAUCUUUGCAAGAUGAGGCUGCUGAUUGUUGUAAAAUGAUUGUGAAUGUCCCUGCUGUAAAUACCAGUAUAGAUAGAGUGGAUGAACUUCAUAUUGUCACAAACGGAAUGGUUCGUCUCAUUGAGACAGCAUCAUUACCCAUUUUGGCUGUUGAUGCUUCAGGCCGUAUCAAUGGAUGGAACUCUAAAGUUUCUGAAUUAACUGGAUUGCCGGUAGAGAAUGCUAUAGGUGUACCUUUGGUUGAUUUGGUUAUUGAUGGUACAACAAACACAAUUAAAGGUGUUCUCUCCCUGGCUUUGCAAGGCAAGGAGGAGAAAAAUGUAGAAAUCAAACUUAGAACACUUGGUCCUCAAGAAAAGGUCGGGUCAAUUACAAUAGUGGCUAAUGCCUGCUGUAGUCGAGAUGUUAGACAAAACAUUGUUGGAGUUUGCUUUAUUGGAAAAGAUGUUACUGGGCUAAAGCUGAUUAAGGACAAAUAUAGUCGCAUUCAAGGUGAUUAUGUUGGAAUUAUCCGCAGUCCAUCUCCUUUAAUUCCUCCAAUUUUUGUGAUGGAUGAACAUGGAAGAUGUGUGGAAUGGAAUGAUGCUAUGCACAAGUUUACUGGGUCGAAGAGGGAGGAGGUCAUUGAUCAAAUGCUUCUUGGUGAAGUUUUCACAGUCAAUAGCUUCGGUUGCAGGGUUAAAGAUCAAGACACAUUGACCCAGCUCACAAUAUUAUUGAAUAGAGUAAUUGCUGGUGGGGAAGGUGAGAAGUUGUUUUUCGGGUUAUUUAAUAAACAGGGUAAGUAUAUUGAAGCCUUAAUCUCUGCAAAUAAAAGGGUUGAUGACAAUGGUCGGGUAACUGGGGUCUUGUGCUUCCUGCAUGUUCCUAGUCCAGAACUUCAAUAUGCAAUGCAUGUGCAAAAGCUGUCAGAACAAGCUGCUAAAAAUAGUCUUAAAAAGUUGGCUUAUGUUCGACUUGAACUAAAAAACCCUUUAAAUGGAAUAAACUGCAUACAGAAUCUGCUGAAAUCUUCUGAUUUAAGCAAAGAUCAAAGGCAAUUGCUGAAGACAAGCACAAUGUGUCAAGAACAACUAGCCAAGAUCAUUGAUGACACUGAUAUUGAGAGUAUUGAGGAAUGCUAUAUGGAAAUGAACUCUUGUGAGUUCAAUCUUGGAGAAGUUGUUACAGUGGUCAUUAAUCAAGUUAUGAUUCUUAGUCAGGAGCGCAAGGUUCAGGUCACAUGGGACUCGCCUGUCGAAGUAUCACAGCUGUACCUGAUUGGUGACAAUUUGAGGCUUCAACAAGUCCUUUCUGACUUUUUGACCACAGCUAUCCUCUUUACUCCCUUUGAAGACUCCUCUGUGCAUUUCAGAGUAAUUCCAAGGAAGGAACGUAUAGGGACGAAGAUGUACGUCAUGCAUCUUGAAUUUCGGAUCACUCAUCCAUCCCCAGGGAUACCUGACGAGCUAAUUCAACAUAUGUUCCACUACAGUCAGAGCAUAUCAAGGGAAGGUCUUGCCCUAUACAUCAGCCAGAAACUUGUUAAAAUCAUGGAUGGCACCGUCCAGUAUCUUCGUGAGGCGGAGAGAUCCUCAUUCAUUAUAUUAGUUGAAUUUCCGCUGGUGGAGAAGAACAACAACUAAUAAUUCCAGACAUAAGUGUUCCUGACUAUCCUGCUGCAGACAACAUAUUUUUACAUGGCCAAGUGUACUUUACCUGACUAUUUCUAAUGGCUCUUCAUAGUUUACCUAGCGAAGACUGCUGAUAUCUUUGCUCCAUCACUGGAAAAAGGCUAAUUUCAGAGAAUCAGCUGCUCGACCAGGCACGUGGCGUUGUUAUUUGAAUGGAUUGUAUGUUUACCCAUUGGAGUGGUGGUAUGCCAUCUAAUGUAGAGGCUGCAACAUCAGUGUCAACAGUUGCUUUUCGAGGCCAGAGGGUCGUUGCUGCUUCUUCUACCUAACAGCGUGGGGCGCGGGCAUCUUCAUAGCCAUUUAGGCAUGUUGUUAUUUCAGCAUAACUUAGCUAUCAACUGACAUAAUGUACAGCAACUAUUAAGAAGAACAACCUUUCAACAUAUCACUCUACUACUUCGAAGUAAAAUCCACAUAAUCUUAAUGUCAAUCUUGUAUUGUUUCAUCUUCCCAUCUUUAUUGCAAUAUUAACCUUUGAUAAUGUCAAUGUACAUGUAAUCAAUCAACAAUUUAUUUUCCUAAUAAAAUAUACCCAACCUUUUCAUUCA
Molecule: messenger RNA, 4653 nt
Organism: Solanum tuberosum (potato)
Lineage: Eukaryota; Viridiplantae; Streptophyta; Magnoliopsida; Solanales; Solanaceae
Product: phytochrome C
Exons: 4
Coding region: 695-4057 (1120 amino acids)
Biological process (GO): regulation of DNA-templated transcription; protein-tetrapyrrole linkage; red, far-red light phototransduction
Molecular function (GO): phosphorelay sensor kinase activity; protein homodimerization activity; photoreceptor activity
Source: RefSeq, a predicted model, not a curated record